Molecule: messenger RNA, 366 nt
Organism: Dovyalis caffra
Lineage: Eukaryota; Viridiplantae; Streptophyta; Magnoliopsida; Malpighiales; Salicaceae
Source: the annotation of a GenBank genome assembly
AUGGCACGCGGUUCCAUCAAAGGUUUACUCAAGACUUUGAAUAGUCACAAGUGGCAGAAACUAAUUUUAUGCCGAAGCACUUGGUCGUCCCAGUCAAGCUCGAAAACCACCACUAACGAAGACAGACGUUGGGAUAUUAUUUUGCUGAUCCGUUCAUUUGAUGACAUGCAUCAAAAUAUGAUUUCAGCGAAGUGGAGAAGACUGCUCAAAACAGUAAGGUGUAGAAAAGGCUUCCAUGUCUCUUCGAAAACCUGCAGUGCCAUGUUCUUCAAGUUGCUCCUUCAUCAAGAACACAAGCUCGACAAGUUUCUUCGAAGAGGGAAGAGACAGCGGGAAAAAGUUGAUCGAGGAAUAUUGACUUCCUAA